Messenger RNA from Folsomia candida, 4025 nucleotides. RefSeq lists its product as uncharacterized. The record is from RefSeq and is a predicted model, not a curated record. Lineage: Eukaryota; Metazoa; Arthropoda; Collembola; Entomobryomorpha; Isotomidae. Bases 656 to 1579 code for a protein of 307 amino acids. The transcript is spliced from 3 exons.
AUAUUUGUGUUUCAACUAAAUUUGGGUUUCCGCAUAAGAGAUAAGUAGUUAUCAUUCAGUUAAUGAGUUUCCGGAGUGUGGAAACGUUACUAUUUCGUGAAUCUUUGCGAGAAGUGUGACAAAGUGACACGUUUUCUGAGAUAAUUUUGUUCAAAAUUUUGAGAAUUAUUCCGAAACGUGAUAAGUACUUAUCGUACUAAAAUCGUAUAAGGAUCAGUUUCCUGUGUAGGAAAGCCUUAUUAUUUCGGGGUGACGAGGUGUCAGAUUUUUUGAGACAAUUUUCUAUCUUCAAGUUUUGAGAAUUAUUAAGUUUUGAUAAGUAUACUUCUCUAAAAUUGUAUGAGGAAAAGUUUCCUGUGUAUGAAAAGAGAAAAUUUUCUGUCAAGUGUUAAGAAUUACUUCGUAACGUGAUAAGUACUUAUCUAAAAUCGUGCAUGGAUCAGUUUCUUAUGUAUGAAAAGAGACAAUUUUCUAUCAAGUUUUAAGAAUUAUUUCGCAGCGUGCUGAUAAGUACUUAUCCAAAAUCGUACGGAGAUCAGUUCCCUGUGUAGAAAAACAUUAUUUCGUGAGAAUGAAUCUUAGUUGGACGAAUUUUUUGGCAUAAUUUUCUUCCAAAUUUUGAAACCUACUCAAAAUUUUAACUAUUUUUUUCAAAAUGGUGUUCAUAAUGGUCGACAGUGGUCCAACUAACGUCGCGCCGAUUGACGACAUGCUUCAAGCCGCCGCCGCGGCGAGUUCGCUGCCUCCGAGUGACUCGUCCCCGUUAAGUUGCAAGGGUGCCGUGGGGGGAGGGGGAGGGGGGAGGCGAAAACCGUUGCAAAUAUUGACCGGGAUAUUCUCCCGGAAGGGGAAUAAUACCCGGGAAAUGCCGGAUUCCUCGUCCGAAGAGCGGGACAAUUUUUUCCUCCCGGACGACGGGGAUGUCGACAUGUGGGACUCUGGGGGCGAGAUAAUGGAUGACGGGGGGAUAAUCCCGGAACCGAGGGAGGCCCUCCAUUCGCCAUACCAUGCUCGCACGAUUGAUCAAGACAUGCAAAACCUGCGCUUAUCGAGACAAGAUAAUCCUUUUCUGCAGGUUCUCGCGAGUCGGGAAUGUCUCAACGAAAGUGAUGACGGGUCAGAGUACGAGGAGAAGAACUUGAUGUCCAAGGAGAAUUUAAGCUCCCACUCUCGUCCCGGCGAACCCCUCUCGCUGGAAGAGGUGCACGCCCGUCUCGUCCGGUCACCCCCGCCGGUCAUGUGGACACGUGGGGGUCACAAUUCAGAACCAUCCUUCACCCACCUCACGACCACGACGUCGUCCUCACUCGGGGCCGACUUUGUGUUCCAGUUUCCCCCCGCGGGGGCGGAGGGGGCGGCGGAGGUUCUGGCACCACCACCGGACCAAGUCCGACACUCUCUUGUCGCAGCCAGGGCGGCGGCGGGGGGAGUGGGGGUCGCUUUUUGGGCCCAUUUCGCAACAAGGAGAGCACUCUGGACAUUCUCACGGCCAAGUUUAACCUCUCCCCACAACCGAGACGACGUCCCCCCAGUCUCAAGACGGGGGGUGGUCCGACUUUCAUUAAUCAUUCACAUCUGAACCACCACCACCAUCAUUCGGAAAUGUCUUAGCUACAUGUUUUUUGGGGCAUGAGGCAUCUCUUUCUUUUUUAAGUAGUGGAAUAAGAUUAAGGGGAUGAUUUGGUAGCGAAAGAAGUACGUUUUUAAGAAAUUUUCAGCUGUGGGAAUUUAUUUUAAAAUUCUGGACGGCAAAUAUGCAGAGGAGGGAGGUGCAAAUUUUUUAGAAAUAUGCACUACAGAUUUUGACACUUUUUAAUAUCUCAAGGUUAAGAAGCCUUCAGAAAAAUUGGAACUGGUCGAAACUGGAGUAAAAAACUCGGCGGAAUUUCAUUAAUCAACUUACUGACUAGAAAUUAAGAUGACUUAUCACGAAAAUAGUCAAAAUCGCCACAUUUUUAAUCAUUUCUCUCCUCUGGGAAUUUAUUUUAAAAUUCUGGACGACAAAUUUGUCCUCAGUGAGUUGAUUGAUGGAAUGGCGUCGAGUUUUUUCAGCCAGUUUUAACAAGUCUAAAUUUCUCUGAAGGCUCCCUAACCUUGAGAUCUCCUCCGCCAAAAAGUGUCAAAAUCUGGAGUGUAUAUUUCUAAAAAAUUUAUAACUUCCUCCUCUACAAAUUUUUCGGUCAGAACUUUAAAAUAAAUUCCCAGAGCGGAGAAAUUCUUAAAAAUGUGUUGAUUUUUUAACGAUUUCGUCAUCAAAUCCUACCUUUCAAAUUAUUUAUUCUUGCAUUUCAAACCCUAAAAAAAAGACGACAACGCGACGACCUCAUCAUUGUUCAAUUUUCAGCUCAGGUUGUUAAGUUAACCACAAAGAAAAAAACCUAUGCAAAUAACACGACGAAAAAAACAAGGGUACAUUUUUAACACGAUUUACAGCAAAUAUUUAAACUGCUUACUUCAGCAAAUGCCAUCCAUUUCAUUCCUUGGCAGAAAAAAUGGCAUGAUGUACGCAUCAUGGUAUUUAUUUUGCUUACGGCGCAUAUAAUAUUCGUAUACGAAUCGUACCAUCCAGCAGCAGAUUACAUAGAAAAGCACUUGUGUAGGUCGCAGUGGCCGCGGAAGUUGGAGGACAGAGGGACAAUGUCCCCAUACGGUUGUUCGAUCGAUUUCUAGAUCAUCCGCCCAUCUUAUCCAUAUAAAUUCGUCCCUCCUCUAUGUUAAUGUCCCCAGAUGAGGUUCCGCGGCCACUGAUAAGUCCCCACUACGUAAGUACGGUGGAUUGAAUUCGAAUAGGGACGAGAAGGAAAGAGCAAGGACAGCAAAACAGGAUGCAAAAAACAAAUCUGCUUUGAACUCCGUCCGUUCAUGUGCAAAGUUAAAAAAUCAUGAAGGUUUCUCGAUAUCAGAGAUGGAUAGAUGCACACAUGUAAUCAGUGGCCGCGGAAGGAAGGGUGAGGGGGCAGAGGGACAAUGUCCCCACGGUUUUUCGAUGUCGACAUCAUCUCCCCAUCUUAUACAAACCCGUCCCUCCCCUAUCCUAGUACAAUCUUAAUGUCCCCACAGCUUCCGCGGCCACUGAUCUUGUCACCACGACGGGGGUUUUAUUAUCUGGAGGCAAUCUGACCUUAUUUUUUCUGUCACGAACAGAAAGACAGACAGGUAGACACCUGGCCUGGUGGGGUAGGUUGAGAUUUUGAGACAAAAAUACCUACAAACUAAUAAGGGUGAGUGGUACUCAAGAAUGUUCGGAAAUCUGAAAUAGACGCCUCAAACUAUUAAUCCAUUAAAUGUAUUUCGAUUCUCACGUGCCAUGCCAGAAAGAUAAGGAGAUACAUAUGUGUAAGUAUGGGGAGAAAGUCGUCUCAAUUUCCCCACUUUUACAUACAACUUCCUGCAGUAUUUCCAAUUACAAAACCUGAUUAUUGACACAUGAAAUGAAUCGAUGAAACCAAGUCGUAUUUAUUAUUUAUCAGAUACAUACAUAGCUCAUUGUUCCGAUAAUUAAUUAAUUAAUUAAUUAAUUUCCUUCCUGCCCUUUGCAGUGGUCGUCUCAAUUAAUAAUAAAUAUAAAAAAAAUCAAUUGUCAAGUAUUGACAAAGGUGAUGGUGAAAAAAUUCAAUAUUUCCGAAGGGAACUUAUUGCCCCCCGUGCCCCCUGGACAAAAGUUAAAUAUGUAUAUAAUCAAACCCUUUACUUGAAUUGCACUUUAUGAACUUCACUUUCAUCAGUAUUUCAGUCCAGGAUGUAAAACAAUGCAUGUGUACAGAAAUUAAUAAAAAUGUUGCAUGUAAAAAAAAAACACAUAAAUAUAUAUUUUAGACGUCAUUAUGUCAUAAAAUGACCCACAUUUCACUAAAUAUUUGUCUAUAGUUAAAUACUAAAACAUUUAGAGGGUAACUUAAUAAAACAGAAAUUAGUUUGUAAACUGUGAGCCAAGAAAGAAACAUACCAUUAAAAUUAUUAUAUAGUUUAAUUCAAAGGAAGAAACGAGAAUAAAUAAAAUCCGGUAUGGAUGGAUGGAAAAUAAA